ACGCAUUUAUCUAGAGGUAUGGAAGGUUCUGAGGGAGGGAAUGCACUGCGAUCGGUCUGUCUGACAGAAUCAUCUGGCCACAUGCACACGCGCAACAAACUCCCCCUCCCUCACACCGAAUUCUCACACACGCGCCCUUGGCGUGUGUCGUUCAUUCAUUGAGUCAGAUAUCGAAGAAUAGGCUAAGGCCGGCAAAGACGAGGAAUAGGAAUCCCCCAGCAAGCGCCACCAUCUUCUCGCUAAUGCUGCUGGCCAGCAUCUUGCCCCCAACCACAGCGACGCCCGUGCACAGGCCGUGGCCCAGACAACCCCCAACCGUCACGCCUAUGGGGUCCUUGGCAGCACUGAGUGGAGGGAACCGAACCGUUGUUUGUAUGAUUGAGACACAGCAAUACAAAGGAGGCAGGCAUGUGCUUGCUGGUUGGUUUCGCAUUGCUUACGCGAGGGCUAUUGUCGCGAUUUGUGACCUGUCCCCCCAUUCUGCCAGGAAAGUGAGAGAGCACGCCUGCAGAUCACACAACACCCAACACAUCGAUAUAUCGAAGAUGCUUUGUCCACUCCACUCCCCCACCCCCCCAACCCGACCUGCCAGAAGACGUGGUUGAUGAGCAUGCGGAUGACAUUGCCGCGCCUUUUCCUGCCGUGGUGGUGCCCAUGAAAGAACUUUUUCCCCGGAGAAGACAUGUCGUCGGUCGACGGCGGUGCAGUGAGCGGCGACUGCCCCCCAGUGUAUUCCACAUCGGGGAUCGACGACGACCGCGACUGCGUGCCGGCCGGAUACCGCGUCAGCUCCACCUCGGCCUGGUCCCGUGUGGGGUUGGGGUUGGGGUGGUGGGGUCCCAGGCCGUUCAGAGAGCCAUUGUUGCCGUUAAUGUUGCCAUGGUUGCUGGUGUUGGAGUUGGUGUUGGUGUCAUCGUCCGUCUUCUUGCUCAGCUCGGCCUCUACCUCUCGGAUCUCUUCGCUUGCUGCAAGGCAUCAACACCCACACGCACACACCCACACACACGCGCGUGCAGCCUGCUGCCAUUCGUGUUGUGGGUGGGUGGGUGGGUGGGUAUGCGGGCGGCUGUGUGUGGUGUGGUGUGGUGUGGUGACUGACCUCCCCCGUCCUCCAUGAGCAGGCCUUCCCUGAGCAAUCGCACUCCGAAAAAGAGGAAGAGCACGAUUGAGGCGUAGUGCGUGUAUGUGCGGCUGAGAAGGUUGGGGAGGGUGUAGCCCAUGGCGGCGCUGAGGACCGUCAUGCCGCCCAGUGCCGUCAUGGCCCCCAUCCACACUAUCAGGUGGCUGUGCUUCAUCGACAUGAUCGCCGCAAUGAAGAACGUCUGCACAGGGGGAGAGGAGGGGACACGCAUGACGUGUGUGGUGCUGUGGGUUCUGUGCGCGGUGGUUGUCCGCUCACUUUGUCUCCCAGUUCGGAGACGAUUAUGAGUGACAGCGAGGCAAUGAAUGCCGCCCAGAAGCCGCCCGCCUUGACGCCAAAGAAUUUCUCCACUGACGAAGCCGAUGAGCCCCGGCCACUCGCUCCCUCCCAAGUCCCAUUCGUCCCCCCCUGCGACCAGCCAGCCAACCAAGUAUAAUCACAGACAGAGGCAUUCAAAGACAGAGAUCAGAUCUGUGCACUGCACCGAUCUUUGCCCUGUGCCGUCUGCUCCUCACCACGGCGAUGUUGACAUGGCGUGUGGCCAUCUCGCUGUCGGUCUCCUCCCUCAGCUGGCUCGAUGCCCUCCGCAGCAUCUCCUCCCCUUCUGCGGCAGAAGCUGCAUCUUCACGCUCUGUCGCUGCUUCCGUGCCCUCCACACUGCUGGCAAGAUGCACUUGGCCAUCCACCAGGGAAAGCAACGCCGCCAGCAGGAGGGAUAGCAGCAAGAUCAACACGGGCUUCCUGCUUCGUUUGCAGAUUGGCACGGCGGACGACGUCAUGCUGGUGCUCUCACCUGCGAGCUUAGCUGAGAGCACCGUCAUGGUGCCAUGCCCACCAAGCGGCAAGCGACCGCUGGUGAA
Messenger RNA from Vitrella brassicaformis, 2001 nucleotides. The record is from the annotation of a GenBank genome assembly. Lineage: Eukaryota; Vitrellaceae.